UGUAGGGGCAGUGAGGGGGAGUCCAGAGGGUGCAGGGAAGGGCUGCAAAGACAGAGUUGAGGCAGCUUCUUCCUGAGCCUCUGUGGCCCUGACUGAUGGAACCAGUUUGGGGUGGGAAGGAAUCAGGAUGUCCUCACAUUUCCUUCUUCGCCUGAAGUUAUCCCAGAUGGCUCCUGGAUGAAAUUCCAAGGAUGUCACUGCUGGGGAGGGUCCCUGUGUGCCUGAAGAAGGUACAUGCUGGAUGGAGCACAGCAUGCCUGGGUCCUGAGGGGGCCCAAACUCCAAAGAAAGAAUUGAGUCCCAAGGCCAAGUCUUCAAAGGGGUAGGGGGAGGCUCCAGCAACUAGCUAAGACCAAAUUAGCUGCCUCCCAGUUGUUCAAAGGGAGCCGCUCUGUCCCUCCCUGCUAGGCGUCCUGCUUUCUGGCCCUGUAAUUACACUGCUUCCCCACGCGUGGUUUGGUCCCAUUCCUUGGCUUCCAAAGGCUUCGAGGGAUGGAAGGUGGAAGUCCCUGUGGUUAUAGAGAUGACAGGUGGGUACUGAUUGCUGCAGAGUGUGUGUGGAGGAGGAUGUGAAAACAAGGGACGGGUAACCAAGGUCUAGGUCAUCGAUAGAGCCAAGGUGGCCGGUCCUGAGCUGAGGGGCUAAAAUGAGGGACGCUGCUGUCAGAGGUUACACAUCAGCCAUUGCCUUCCAAACUGGUUUGACCAGUUAGGUUCUGAUGGGGUUCCUGGUGUCACUGGGCUGGCCUCUCCCCAGAGAUUGGCUUCCUCCUUUCCCUCCUCCCCUAUAAAGCCUCUUGGGGUUCCUAGGCACCCAGAAUCAGCCCACCCUUGGGUUUAGAGGCCAAGACAGCCAUGAUGCUCAACUGGAAGCUGCUGGGGAUCCUGGUCCUUUGCCUGUAUGCGGAAGGCAUCUCAGGCAGCGGAGACCACCCGUCUCUCCCACCCAUGGAAGCUGGAGAGGAGGAGGGCUCCUCAGCAUUGCCUCAGGGCCCCCCAAUCCCUGGUAACCCCUGGCCAGGGGUACCCUCUCUCUUUGAGGACCCUCCACUUUCAGGCCUCAAUCGUCCCUGGAGAGACCUGCCUGAAUCUGGAGUCUGGCCUCCUGAGCCCCCCAGAACUGAUCUCCCUCAACCUCCCCAGCCUGAUGACCCCUGGCUAGCAGGACCCCAACCUCCAGAAAAUCCCUGGCCACCUGCCCCUGAGGUGGACCACAGAUCUCAGGAGGAGCCAGACCUUGACCCACUCCGGGAAGAGUAUAGAUAACAGGAUUCUGGCUUUCUGGGCCUCCUGGCAGGGUGCACUCAAGCCUGUCUACCCUUCCAAUUCCCCUUAAGUUCUCCCCAAUUGAGCCUAGCUCCUUACAUCCCUUCCUCAUUCCUUCAAUUUUAUUGUGGAAUCCUGAAGGUGUCAUUCUCACUGUUUUCUGUCCCUCCUGAGAUCUGUAUUUAGCCCCCGCAUUGCCCCUCCUUUUUUCUCCGACAGCUCAAGUGUACACCUCUACCACAAGCCCAGUAUCUGCCUCCCACCUCCUCUUCCUCACCCCUGGGGCUCCUGGGGCAGGGCUGGUAGCACUGUGCUGUCUGCUGCCACCUGGUGGCCAACAGGGGACAAUGAUGGUGCUUUCAUGAAAUUGAUAAGUAAAAACCGUGUUUUCUUAAUUUUGAAUCUAGGCAGCUUCUUUGCCAGUGUAGGAUUUGAAUAUUCAGAUGUCCUCUUCAGAGCUACUAACCUACAAAGAUCUGGAAGUAUUUGAGUUUCUUUUGUGCCCAUAUCCAAUAAGGUUGUGGAGCUCAGCAGGAAGGGUGUUGGAAAAGUAACUAUCAGAGCUACAAAGAAAUUCAGACCCACAUUUCUCCCGUUCUGGGACUCCUGUUUUGGAGAAUGAGAAACCAAGUUACGUCUCUCUUUAAUAGCUUAUGGUUUGAAUACUGCUGGGGCAUGAAAACUUUCCUAGGGGCAUGUGGGCAGGACCAAGUUUUAAGGGGAUCAAUUUCCAGAAGUAUAUGUGUCCCUUCCUAAAACGAAUGUGCCUGAGGAUUGUGUUCUCUUUUUCCACCUGCCUCCAUCAACAAGCCACUCUUCUCCCACUGGACAAAGGCCCAGCUUUCUCACACACCCAGAGUGCUCUUCCUGGAGCUGCCAAACAAAAGUCAAUGGGAAAAAAAACAAGCCCUUUCCAGCUCAUUAAGAUAUACAUGUUCAAAAUCAAAGUACUUUUCUGUUUAAUCAUUGUCAAUAUUUGAAGUUUAGAUAACUGUGUCUUGUAAUAAUUGUAAUUAUAAAUUCAUUGCAGAAUAACUGUUUUCAACACUUGGAGCUUUAUGGCCACAGGAAAUAAAUUUCAACUUACAUAUCUUUGUUACAAAGAUAUAUCAUUUAUUAAAAGGGUGUUAAUGUAUAUGAAAAUGUUAUGGUAUUAUAUUCCAUCUAUACAUUUAAAAGAGUGAUGUGACUUUUAAUAUUGUAAGUAUUAACAAUUCCCUGGAAAGCAUACCCUUUGUAGUAUUGAAACAUGAUU
This is a messenger RNA of Manis javanica (Malayan pangolin), 2521 nucleotides long. It is a transcript of the gene PSORS1C2, whose product is annotated as psoriasis susceptibility 1 candidate 2. NCBI's taxonomy places the organism in Eukaryota, Metazoa, Chordata, Mammalia, Pholidota, Manidae. The record is from RefSeq and is a predicted model, not a curated record.